Molecule: messenger RNA, 1693 nt
Organism: Rubroshorea leprosula
Lineage: Eukaryota; Viridiplantae; Streptophyta; Magnoliopsida; Malvales; Dipterocarpaceae
Source: the annotation of a GenBank genome assembly
GAAAGUUUUGUUUUUUGGAAUUAUUGGAGUGCCAUUUAAAGUUCCUCCACUACGUUUUUGAUCACUAAUUUGCAGAGGCCCCUACAUUAAUCCGCCAUGGAUAUACAGCCGAAGCUUCACAUAGCGAUGUUUCCAUGGCUGGCAUACGGCCACACCGCGCCGUUUCUCGAGUUAUCCAAGUUCUUAGCUCAAAUGGGUCAUCGUGUAUCUUACAUUUCCACACCCAAAAACAUCACUCGCCUCCUAAAAUUCCCUUCAGAAUCAUCGCCUAAUCUAUUCUUCGUAGAACUCCCCCUGCCUCACGUUCAGGGGCUGCCGCCGGGAAUCGAGUCCACCGCCGAUUUACCCAUUCAGAAAGUUCCUUACCUCAAGAAAGCAUAUGACAAGCUGCAGGGCCCUUUGGCUGAGUUCCUGAAAACUUCAAGUGUGGAUUGGAUAAUCCAUGAUUUCAUUCCAUAUUGGAUACCACCACUGGCGGCCCAGCUCAGUAUCAAUUCAACUUGCUUCAUCAUAGUCGGCGCCUCCUCUGUGGCUUUCUUCGGCCCCCCGGAUAAGUUGAUUGCUGGUGAACGGCAGAGGCCAGAGGACUUUACAGUUGUUCCGGAAUGGAUCGAUUAUCCUUCUAAUGUAGCUUUUAAGCAACACGAGAUGGCGAAUCACCAGAAGUGUGAGGACCGGGACAACCCCGACUUUUUCCGGUGGGGAUCGGCGAUUCAAGGUUGUCAAGUUGUGACUCUGAGAAGCUGCCCCGAGUUAGAACCGGAGCCAUUGAAUUUACUCAGCAAGAUUUUACAGAAACCGGUUGUUCCAGUUGGGUUACUACCGCCGCCAGUGCCAUCACCGGAUGGAGUGGAUGACGGAGACGAGACAUGGGUGGCACUGAAAAAAUGGAUGGAUGGUAAAAAAUUGAAGUCAGUUUUCUUUGUCGCACUUGGUACCGAGGUGACACUGAGUUCGGAGCUGUCGCGCGAGUUAGCCUCCGGGAUAGAGAAAUCUGGAUUGCCCUUCUUAUGGGUGGUGAAGAAUCACCCGUUCAUAGAAGGGGAGAUGAGUCAAGACAUUCUUCUGCCGGGUUUCGAAGAACGAGUCUCUGAUCGAGGCUUAGUGUUUCGAGGUUGGGCACCUCAAAUGAAAAUCCUGGCGCAUCCCUCCAUCGGAGGUUUCUUGACUCACUGUGGAUGGAGUUCGACAAUUGAAGCAUUGAGUUUGGGUCUGCCGUUGAUUUUGUUUUCUGGUGCGAGUGCGGACAUGGGUUUGAUAGCAAGACUGUUGCAUGAGAAGAGGGUGGGGUUAGAAAUAGAAAGGAAUGAGGUAGACGGAUCAUUUACAAGUGACACAGUGGCCAAGGUGAUUAGGGUGGUGAUGGUGGAGAAAGAGGGUGAGCCAAUCAGGGCCAAUGCUUGGGCUAUGAAGGAGAUUUGCGGCAAUAUAGAGUUGGGGAAGAAGCACUUGACCCAGUUCAGUCGGUACCUUGAAAACUACAAAUCUAUAACCCAAUCGAACAAGUGGUCAUGAUGCUCCUUCGCGACCCCCCCAUGCUAUAUAGAACUCCACUAUCUGUCCGUGCCUGGAUGUAUUUGCCCUCGCAGCUCAAAAACUACGCCUAUGUAAGCAAUGUUGUGGCCUUAAUUCAAACCAUGGCAUUCCUCCUCGCUUGAUUUCCCUUGUGCAAAAAUAAUAAUUAUUAUUAUUA